GUGCUGAUAAUGGUUCUACUGUUGCCAGGAUCCCUCAAGAUAAAGAGGCAAAUGAUGGACCAAACAUUAUGAUAUUGAAGGCUCAGGCUUCAUGAAGAAAAGGUUAUCAAAGAUCGGCGAUAUCACCUUAGAACCUAUCCAAAUUGUUUUGUGGCUAAAGAAUUAGUUGAUUGGCUGCUAGAUCACAAAGACGCUACUGACAGGAACAUGGCAAUCAAGUUAGUGCAGAAACUAUUGGACCAUAGUGUCAUCCAUCAUGUUUGUGAUGAACAUAAGGAAUUUAAGGAUGCCAAACUCUUCUACCGCUUCAGAAAAGAUGAUGGCACUUUUCCAUUGGAUAGUGAAGUGCAGGUUUUCACAAGGGGCCAAAGGAUAUACGAAAAGUUGAUGACCACUGAGAACUAUCUAAUGCAGACAAGGGAGGAAGAAGGAGUGAAAUAUCAGCGUGCUUUUGUAGCAAGUGAAUUUGUCGACUGGCUGAUACAAGAAGGAGAGGUUGCCUUAAGGAGUGAAGGGGAACAGCUCUGUUGUAGAUUGCUGGAACAUGGCAUUAUUCAACAUGUGGCCAACAAACACCGCUUUGUGGAUGGUAACCUCUUGUACCAGUUCCGCAUGAACUUUCGCAGAAGGCGAAGACUGGUGGAGCUGCUGAAUGAAAGUGUGUCCUUGGCACCUGACAGUCAUGAAAGCCCUUUCUGUUUACGCAAACAGAAUCCUGACAACCCUAAUACCAGCUUCCUCUCAGUGAGCCCGACAAAGGAAAUCAAGAUUGGUUCUGCAGUUCGGAGGUGUAGCAUGAGCAGUAGCUGUGGUAGCAGUGGUUAUUAUAGCAGUAGCCCCGCUCCCAGCAGCAGCCCUCCUCUGUUGUCCAAUCCAAAGUCUGGUAAGGGCUGUGACCGUGUGGAAUUGCUGACAGUACUGUUUUUAAAGAGAUCUGUAACGACCGAAGAGCUCUUAGCUCCUGGGGCACCCUACACGAAGAAGACACUUACAAUUGUGGGUGAUGCAGUUGGCUGGGGAUUUGUCGUACGUGGAAAUAAACCAUGCCAUAUUCAAGCAGUGGAUCCCAGUGGUCCUGCUGCCAUAGCUGGAAUGAAGGUUCGCCAAUUUGUAGUCUCCGUAAAUGGCCUGAAUGUUCUUCAUGUAGAUUAUAGAACUGUAAGCAAUCUCAUUCUAACUGGCCAGCGUACCAUAGUAAUGGAAGUCAUGGAGGAAAUUAACUUCUGAAAAGAAAAUGGUAAUUUGGAAGCAUGCUACUAAUCAUGCAUUGGCACUGGAAGAUAAAAGAGAUAUUGGAAAUGCACACCUGCAUUUCCUUUGUAUGCCAGAAUAAGAGAAUGUACAACCUAGGUCUUUGCUUCAGGAGUUAAAACAUUGCCUUGUUUGUAUGUGAUUUAAUUUGCUUACCAUUGCCUCAAUAUAUAAAUGUUUAAAGUUUUAUUGACACUGAAUGUGAGCUGCCUGGCAUGUAAUAUGUGUUGCAGUAAUGAGUCGACACUUGAUUGCAGGAAAUAACUUCUGCUGGUGCAUUUUGUCUCUCUAAAUGGACAUUUCCCAUUACUCAUAGUGGGAUGUAGGGUGUAAUUAGAUGAGUUGUAUCUAUAUGUGGAAGAAAUACCUCAACACUUGAAGAAGUAGGUUCCUGUUAAUAGUUUGAAAACCAAGAAAAGGAAAUAUUUUUGAUUUGUCCCUUUUUUUAAUUCCUUCACCGUAAGUAAAUAAAUGCACAAAAUUUUUGUGGGUGAGAUAUUCCAAGAGUUAGUUGAGAAUUUACAAAUGUCACUCUUGUAUGGAAAACAGGGUCUUAGGAAACAAUGAAUCGAGGUUUCAUAAAAUUAACAUUAUUGUUUUACGUCAGAUGUCACACCGUACAAGAAGUAGAUAUUGUCCAGAAUCUACCCCUCCCGAAAAGUGGAGGGGAAGGUAAUUGGGCGGAUUGGCAUCAGGGAGAUCCUUGUCAUCUUCCCAACACACAAGCAAGUCCUUCCUACCCUGCCACCAGUUGGGACUCUUCAGUGGUCAGUUAAUAAGCACUUAGGGGCCUCUUCAGCCACUGCAAGGCAACACUAUUUCCAAAGGCUGAGAAUACUGGCAGGUUUCCCUACAGCUAGAAUGGAUUGGCCUGCCUGCUGUGUUUGUGCAGUCCUCAAUCUGUCCCAAUUUGAAAUGUUUGGCUGGGGGAGUAGGAGGCAGUGGAUAUAACCAAAGGGUGUGGCUGUGAAAGCUAUAGUUGUGCCCUUGAUUCUAAGUUCCCCUGACUUAUAGACCCACCUCCCUGAUUGACCCCUUUCCUUCCUGCUGCUCCUGCGCUUCUGCUUAAUUCCACCAUAAGCAGCUUCCAACCUCUGAUUGGCCACCCCUCAUGUAGGGUGGGAUAUCGCUAUCCCGGGAAGUGAUCCUACCAGGUAAUCCCUUACGUGUUUGAUAGGCACAGGAUCCGGUUAGCUUUCCAUUCAAAGGGUUAUUGGGUUUAGGGUCAUUCUGCCCAUGUUCACUCAGUGAAAAAUCUUCAGUUUCCUACACCUGCCACUUUUAUGCAUUGAUGUGAUUUAAGUGUAUUGGAAAAUAAAAUUUUAGCAACGUUUUCUUUCUUAACAAGCCAUCAGGUCACUCAAGUGUCAAUGUAUCCUGAGACGGUCUCCAAUCUCCAGAUGAACAGGGCACGAAUAACAAAUAUAAUAUAACAGACAAUGUAGAAAUCAAACUCUUCUGACUAUGAGUAUCACUUUAUUUAUUGGAACAUCUUAGUGAGUCCUAGGGCAUUGUAUUGUUCAGCUUCAAAAAAUGGAAUAAAGCAAAUAAUAUUUGCAUUGAUUCUUACCUAUAACAUUUCUGUUGAAAGAGCGCUGAAGUAAGCUGCAGUUGAAGUAACUUGUGGAUUGCCUGUAAUCUUGAAUGAACACUCCAGAUCUGUUAAAGUAAGUAACCUAUUAGCAGGCCAACAACUAGCCUUGCCAUAUGGGUGGAGGUAUCGCUCAUCUGGUCUGCUGGCUAUGAUCAAAAAUAGAGGAAACAAUAUUUGUAUUUGAAUUUAAAAUUUCAUUUAACUGUAAGAUUAAUCAUCGUUUUGGUACAACAUGUCCAGUGGUACCAGAGUUUUUACCCUUAGUGUUUUCAGUUGGCUUUUCUUUUAAGUUGUUUGUUUUCUUUCUUUAUGCCUUGGCUUGUUAAAUUUCAUUCAAAUUACUCCCUUUUUGAAAGUGAAUUAAAUGUCACAUCUUGAAGCUUGAAUUUAUCUAAAAUUUUGUCAAGCUCAUGCUUUAAAUGAAGCAGGCUUGUUAUGAACAAUGACUGAAAUGUGAAUGUUCUUAAGUUUUCUCUGCAAUCUGUACACAACACAUCUAUCUACCUCGUUGGCUCUGUCCUACUGGGAAAGGAAAGGGAGAAUGUUUUUUGCAAUAUUGAAAGUUUAGUUUGUAUUCAAGCACAAAGUGGAAAACCAAAGCAUCCUGGUUUGAAUAGGUAUUUCCAGUCGCCACAGGAUAUAACAUAUGACAAAAUGACAACUAGAUGUUCAAGCUCAAGGACUAAUUUAAGAAGUAACAGAAGCAUUAGAUGAUUAAGAAUUAUAAAGCAGUACUACCUAUGAUUUAUAGAAUUGAGAUAGAUAAUGGACUUGAUUAAGUACAACCUGGUACAUUAUGUCUGAUAUACAGCUUUUAAGUUAGAUGUUCCCUUUUGUUGGGCAUUGGAUUUCAAAUCAAUGACUUAAAUUUGAGAGUACGAGAGAUAAUCCUAUAAGUAGUGUGAAUCCAACUCAUUAUUCAACCAGUGUCUAUCUCAAAGUAAAUUGUGUAAUGUUAUUUGAGAACUGCUUUUCUCUAUAGGUUUUAAAAUGAAAUGUGAGGCUGGUUUCAUAAAUCUUAUACUGCCAUCACUUAUUUUGUGUUUUUAUUUUGAACUCUGACUGGAGUUAUGAAUUACAAUGUCAAUCAAGUCCUGGAGGACUGUAUAGCCAAACUUUGUCUCAUAUAUUACUUUAACCUAUUGGAUGCAGUUUAAAUUGUAGCUACAUAAGUUAAAUGCAUACUAAGUAAGAUCUGAUGUGCGACAUUUAUAAGGCUUAAUGCUUCCAGCCUUAUAUUUCAGGAAAUUCUAUUUGGUAGGAAAAUAUUUCAAUAAUAAGUAAGCUUGUAUAAAAGAACAUUUUGGUAACUUGUGUAAAGAUGACUAAGAAUAUAUAAGAAAUGUUUACACUUCUGUUUAAAUACUUAAAAUCUGAAUCAGAAUAUUUUGUGCUGGUGCUAGUAAUAAACUUCUGAAGAGUUUAUUAAUCAGAUUUAAGUAACCAGUUAAAGUUGAGUCUUCCCAUGCAUGUUCAUAUCAAAUCUUUUCUGGUAAGUCUAAAGCUAGGAUUUUGAAUAACAGUAGGAAUUCUGGGGCUGCAGAGGGAGUUACUCAUAAUUCUAAAUUUUCAUUAUAGCUCAAUGGACUGCUAUAAGUUAAAACUCAUUGUCAUUGCUAAAAUAUUUUCCAACUUUGUUACUUCCAUAUCUGCUUAUAAGUAGCAAGUCCAUCUGUAGGUUACUUCUAAAGUUUUAAGACUCCAUUUAAAUAUUUUGUGGCUAUGUCUAGAAUUGGCUAGAAAAAUACUCACAAAGGUUUAACCUUAGUUCAGACUGGUCAUAAUGACUGCCUUUAUAAAGGAUUAAUCAGAAUUUAGAUACAAAUUUAUUUUUGUAUAUGGAUAUGUGGCUUUUUAUCAGCUGUUAUUAAAUUGUAUCAAAUGUAUGUCAUCACAAACCAU
This is a messenger RNA of Rhincodon typus (whale shark), 4747 nucleotides long. RefSeq names its product DEP domain containing MTOR-interacting protein (gene deptor). Bases 208 to 1227 code for a protein of 339 amino acids. The record is from RefSeq and is a predicted model, not a curated record. Lineage: Eukaryota; Metazoa; Chordata; Chondrichthyes; Orectolobiformes; Rhincodontidae. Gene Ontology annotation, biological process: intracellular signal transduction. Gene Ontology annotation, molecular function: protein binding. The transcript has 9 exons.